This is a messenger RNA of Rana temporaria (common frog), 3519 nucleotides long. It is a transcript of the gene PALS1, whose product is annotated as protein associated with LIN7 1, MAGUK family member. The transcript is spliced from 14 exons. Gene Ontology annotation, biological process: generation of neurons; protein localization to plasma membrane; morphogenesis of an epithelial sheet. Gene Ontology annotation, cellular component: plasma membrane; adherens junction. Lineage: Eukaryota; Metazoa; Chordata; Amphibia; Anura; Ranidae. The record is from RefSeq and is a predicted model, not a curated record. Bases 299 to 2323 code for a protein of 674 amino acids. Gene Ontology annotation, molecular function: protein binding.
GCGCAGCGUCCUUUUGCCUGGCUUUCCCUGUUCUUCCCGCAUGCGCAGUUGCUGUAUGUGAAGUCUGGGAUACUCCCGCGUCAGUGUCUUGACAUUCCGUGCAGGGAGAAGGAACAUUAUUGUACCGAAACUGCAAAAGUAACGAGACUGUCUGCUGGCUAUACAAGAUUCAUAAAUAUUGAAUACAAGCUGGUCCUGUGAUCCUGGAGACUGCUAGCUACAAUGGGAUUUAUUUGCCUAGAUUACUGGACAAACAUUCAGAAAUAAAGCCACGUGCAAAAGUGCUUGUAUAGCAGCCAUGACCACUUCUCAUGUGAAUGGUCAUGUAGCAGAAGAUUCUGAUAGUGAGAAGCACAGUGCAGAGCUUUCUCCAGAAGAGCCUCAGAAGCACAGAGAGAUGGCAGUAGAUUGCCCUGGGGACUUGGGUACACGGGCAAUGCCCAUACGUCGAAGUGCACAGCUUGAACGAAUUCGGCAGCAGCAGGAAGACAUGCGCCGUAGACGUGAGGAAGAAGGAAAGAAACAGGAUCUGGAUGUUAAUUCUUCAAUGAGACUUAAGAAAUUGGCACAAACAUUUCCUAAAACUGGAAUAGAUAACCCUAUUUUUGACACUGAUGAAGGACUUGUUCUGGAAAGUCCCAGUCGUGCUGUAAAAGUAUUGGAAGUGGAAGAUCUGCUGUGUUCAUUGAAAGAGAUCCAACACACGCUGGUAGAUUCACAGAGCCAGGAAGAUUUAUUUUUACUUCUACAACUAGUGCAAAAUAAAGACUUUCAGAAUGCAUUUAGGAUUCACAAUGCUGUUGCUGUCCACAUGAACAAAGCUAGCCCACCAUAUCCACUUAUUCCAAAUGCCCAGGAGUUAACACAAGAGGUACAGCAUGUUCUUAAGUCAGGCCAUCAGAAAGAAUGUCAAGAACUUAAUGAUUUACUAAGCACACCACACAUUCAGGCUCUCCUUUUGGCGCAUGACAAAGUGGCAGAGCAGGAAAUGAUGCCGGAGUCCAUUUCUGAAGAUGCGUUUUAUGAAAACAUUGGGCAAUAUGGAGAUGAAAUGGUUAAACUUGUAAGAAUAGAGAAGGCAAAAGAUAUACCACUGGGUGCCACAGUACGGAAUGAGCUGGACUCUGUCAUCAUCAGCCGCAUAGUGAAAGGAGGGGCAGCAGAAAAGAGUGGACUUCUGCAUGAAGGAGAUGAAAUUUUAGAAAUAAAUGGUAUUGAAAUUCGAGGAAAAGAUGUCAAUGAUGUAUUUGAGCUACUGGCUGAAAUGCAUGGGGCACUAUCUUUUGUACUCAUUCCAAGUCAGCAGUCAAAGCCUCCACCAGCAAGGGAAACUGUGAUACAUGUGAAAGCACAUUUUGACUAUGACCCUACUGAUGACCCAUAUGUGCCAUGCCGAGAACUCGGUCUAUCGUUCCAGAAAGGAGAUAUUCUUCAUAUCAUCAGCCAGGAUGACCCCAAUUGGUGGCAGGCUUACAGGGAUGGAGAUGAAGAUAAUCAGCCUCUUGCAGGGCUUGUACCAGGGAAAAGUUUCCAACAGCAGAGGGAAGCGAUGAAGCAGACAAUAGAAGAGGAUAAGGAGCCUGAAAAAUCAGGAAAACUGUGGUGUGCAAAGAAGAACAAAAAAAAGAGAAAAAAAGUGUUAUACAAUGCUAACAAAAAUGACGAUUACGAUAAUGAGGAAAUCUUAACAUAUGAAGAAAUGUCCCUUUACCACCAACCAGCGAACAGAAAGCGACCCAUAGUUCUUAUAGGACCACAAAAUUGUGGGCAAAAUGAGCUGCGGUUGCGCUUGUUGAACAGUGAGGCUGAUCGUUUUGGCACUGCUGUACCUCAUACUUCUCGAAGUCGGAGAGAUAAUGAAGUGGCAAGUCGUGAUUAUCACUUUGUUUCGAGGCAGACAUUUGAAUCUGACAUCAUUGCUGGAAAAUUCAUUGAGCAUGGGGAAUUUGAGAAAAACCUUUAUGGCACCAGUGUUGAUUCAGUGAGACAAGUUAUUAAUUCUGGAAAGAUUUGCCUUUUGAGUCUUAGUACACAGGCUUUGAAAUCAUUGCGUAAUUCAGAUUUAAAGCCAUAUAUUAUAUUUAUUGCUCCACCUUCCCAGGAGAGAUUGCGUGCAUUACUUGCUAAGGAAGGCAGAAAUCCAAAGCCAGAGGAACUAAGAGACAUAAUUGAAAAAGCAAGAGAAAUGGAGCAAAAUAAUGGGCAUUACUUUGACACAGCCAUUGUAAAUACUGACCUAGACAAGGCUUAUCAGGAAUUACUUCGGAUAAUCAAUAAAUUGGACACAGAGCCUCAGUGGGUUCCAUCUUCCUGGUUGCGAUGAAAAAACAAAAAGAUGUGUUCCAAAAUCGGCAGUCAAGGGAAGUUGCAGCGCAUGUUGAGAAGAAUAAAUACAUUUUUAUUCUAAAGGAUAUGUUUUAGCUGGGAUUCAAAAUGCAUUCGAGUGGAUUCCAAGCAUGUUGGCCAACCACCAGCUCAGACAUGGCCAACAUAUAUAGCUGUGCUGCCAGUACCCAAGAACUGGUAUAAAUUUGCCUACAAUUUGUGAACAGAUCAUUUGUUGAAAAGGAAUAUAAUGCCUGUGUACAUUCAAUGAUGAAUAGGGCUUGGCUGCUGUGUGUUUGGUAUAUAGAAAAUGUACAUAACCAGUCACUGCCAUGAAAGAACGCUCUCUAAUCUUUUCUCUGUAGGAUCCAAACUCAGAUUAUCCACUGGUAGUGUCUAACAAAAAUAUGUUUCCAACCUCCAUGGGAUUGGUUGGUCAGCUGGUUCGUAAUAAUGUUAAAGAAACAAGCACAUAUCCUGUCUGCUCUACUAGCUGAUCCCAAGUGGUUUGUGAAUAUUAUAGUGUGGCAUUAUAUUCACACUUAUGAUAAGAAAAAACACUUUUUAAAGAAGUCACUGGGAUUUUCUUAUAACUGGAUGUACAUAAAAAAACAUUAUAGAUUGUGUUUUAGCAAUGUGAUUUAGAAAUCUAAAUGGCAGAUCACAUGCUGGAGUGUACACGUUCUGCCACUAUUUUUAAAGAAGAGCAAAUUCUGUUUUUAAUGAUCUGUGACUUGAAAACAUUCCAUUUUAUAACAAAACUUCAUGCCAGCAGUAAAUUUUGUUUUACAGAUUAAAGAGAAUGUAAACUUUUUUUCUUGAAAUAAACUUGGGCUAUUCAGUUGCAGGUGAUGAACACUACAAUUGAUACCUUUCCACUGUCUUUUUAAGCCACAGGUAUGCUCAAAAAGACAAUUGUCAUCUCGGUGAUAAAAUUGCUCAGGCUUGGUAAUAGAUUUCAAAGAAACAUAUUCAAUUAAUUUAAAAAUUCUAAUAUUAAGGAAAUAUGCAUUUUUAAUGUAUAAAGGAAAGUGUUUUUCCAUAGCAACCAGUUGCAAUCUAUUCCUUUUGUAAUGCAGUUAAGCAGGCCAAGAUUCCAGCUGAUGGUUUUGGUCUACAGAAGCAUAAAUUAUAACAUAACUUUGUUUUGUUUUUAUCUAGCCCAUUUGAUUCAUAUUAAACAAAUACACCUUG